UCACUACUUCCGGGUCGGUCUCUUUACUCCGCUAAACAACAUGGCCACCUACUUCGCCCUCCAUUCCUCGGUGCUCCACAGGGCGCUGCGGGGGGUUUUUAACCUGCCCACCAGGACGUCCGGCGGUCCUCUCGCUGCCGUCGGUCUCAGGUCUGUUUCUGACGCCGCUACAGAACAACAGAAGCCGGUGAUACUAGAGUCCACGGAGGAAUACAAGUUCGUAGAGCGGCUCAUCCCGCCGACACGGGUCCCCACUCCGCCUCGCCACGCCGGUCCCGCUCCGUCCGGCUGGGUCCCUCCCGCUGAUUCCCCACCGUCUCUGCCGUACAUGAUCCGCCGGUCCCGCAUGCACAACAUCCCGGUGUACACCGACAUCACGCACGGCAACCGCAAGAUGACGCUGGUGCGUAAAGUGGAGGGAGACAUCUGGGCGCUGGAGAAGGACGUGAAGGAGCUCCUGAAGGAGUUGACGGGGAAGGAGCCGCCCACGCAAGUCAACGAGGUCACCAUGACCCUGAGGGUCAAAGGUUACUUCGAUGCGGAGCUGAAGGACUGGUUGAUCAGCAAAGGAUUCUGACCGAGGAGGUGAUGCAGCAACGAGCUCCUGGACUGAGAUGAGGAGCUUGUGGAGACGGAGUGGACCGGUCUCUGAGGAGGGACAGCCGCUUUAAUGGACUCUUUUUGACAGUGCAGACGUGUAAUGUGACCGUGUGGGGUUAAAUGUCAUCUAUACUUGUGUGUAUCAUUAAAUAUAAAAGCAUAGUUCUCUA
Messenger RNA from Mugil cephalus (flathead mullet), 770 nucleotides. RefSeq names its product mitochondrial ribosomal protein L49 (gene mrpl49). Gene Ontology annotation, biological process: translation. Gene Ontology annotation, cellular component: mitochondrial large ribosomal subunit; ribosome. Lineage: Eukaryota; Metazoa; Chordata; Actinopteri; Mugiliformes; Mugilidae. The transcript has a single exon. Bases 41 to 577 code for a protein of 178 amino acids. The record is from RefSeq and is a predicted model, not a curated record. Gene Ontology annotation, molecular function: structural constituent of ribosome.